This is a messenger RNA of Pseudocercospora fijiensis CIRAD86, 387 nucleotides long. RefSeq lists its product as uncharacterized. The record is from RefSeq and is a predicted model, not a curated record. The transcript has a single exon. Gene Ontology annotation, biological process: DNA-templated transcription. Gene Ontology annotation, molecular function: DNA binding; zinc ion binding. NCBI's taxonomy places the organism in Eukaryota, Fungi, Ascomycota, Dothideomycetes, Mycosphaerellales, Mycosphaerellaceae. The annotation marks the transcript as partial.
AUGUGUCCGAACACCUACCUCAACCACACCAUUGCUCAAGAGCUGAGUAGUCUGCCCGCGCAAGAUGUGCGAGACGCUUUGAUUGACACGUACUUCAACGACAUCCACCCUGGCUUCCCCAUCAUAGACCAAGAGCAUUUCCGCAAGCAAUAUGCGGACGUGGAGAACCCUCCGCCUCUGAUUCUCUUACAUAGUAUGCUUCUGGCUGCAGCGAGGAUCAGUGACCAUCCAAAAGUCGUGAGAUCUAGAGGAGCAGUUACCGCCACACUCUUUACGCGUGCAAAGACACUCUUCAACCUGAGAUACGAAAAUGACCGCGUGCAUCUGGUCCAGUCGGCUCUGCUACUCGCGUGGUACGACGAGUCUUCAGAUACUGUCAGUGCUGGC